This is a messenger RNA of Panthera uncia (snow leopard), 1938 nucleotides long. RefSeq names its product BAR/IMD domain containing adaptor protein 2 like 1 (gene BAIAP2L1). The coding region runs from base 259 to 1803 and encodes 514 amino acids. Gene Ontology annotation, molecular function: protein binding. Gene Ontology annotation, biological process: plasma membrane organization; actin crosslink formation; actin filament bundle assembly. Lineage: Eukaryota; Metazoa; Chordata; Mammalia; Carnivora; Felidae. The record is from RefSeq and is a predicted model, not a curated record. The transcript is spliced from 14 exons. Gene Ontology annotation, cellular component: cytosol; nucleoplasm.
CCACCCGGCCCGCUCGCCUCGCCUCGCCCCGCCGCGUCAGGCCGCGUCUCCUCAGUUCUUCACGGGCGGCGGCGGCGGCGCUACAACUUUUGACAUUUUGGCGGCGGAGGAGCGCGCCGGCACUGCGGGACCGACGGCUGUGGCAGCGGCCGACCUUCGAGGGCCCCUCAGCCGCACCGGCGCUCCCGCCGCCCAGGGUCGGGCGGCCACGAGGCCCCUCCGCGUCGUCCCGCGUCGCCCCGCCGGGCGGCUGCAGCCAUGUCGCGGGGGCCGGAGGAGGUGAACCGGCUCACGGAGAACACCUACCGGAAUGUUAUGGAACAGUUCAAUCCUGGGCUACGAAAUUUAAUAAACCUAGGAAAAAAUUAUGAAAAAGCUGUUAAUGCUAUGAUCCUUGCGGGAAAAGCCUACUAUGAUGGAGUGGCCAAGAUUGGUGAGAUUGCCACCGGGUCCCCUGUGUCAACAGAGCUGGGCCAAGUUCUCAUAGAGAUUUCAAGUACCCACAAGAAACUCAAUGAGAGUCUUGAUGAAAAUUUCAAAAAAUUCCAUAAAGAGAUUAUACAUGAGCUGGAGAAGAAGACAGAACUUGAUGUAAAAUACAUGAAUGCAACUCUUAAAAGAUACCAAACAGAACACAGGAAUAAAUUAGAUUCUUUGGAGAAAUCUCAAGCAGAGUUGAAGAAGAUCAGAAGGAAAAGUCAAGGAGGACGAAAUGCUCUCAAAUAUGAACACAAAGAAAUUGAGUAUGUAGAAACCGUUACUUCUCGCCAGAGCGACAUCCAGAAAUUUAUUGCAGAUGGGUGCAAAGAAGCUCUGCUUGAAGAGAAAAGGCGCUUCUGCUUUCUGGUUGACAAACACUGUAGCUUUGCAAAUCACUUACAUUAUUAUCAUUUACAGUCUGCAGAAUUACUCAAUUCCAAACUGCCUAGGUGGCAGGAGACCUGUGGGGAUGCUACCAAAGUACCUGAGAAAAUCAUGAAUAUGAUAGAAGAAAUUAAGACCCCAGUCUCUACCCCAGUGUCCGGAACGCCUCAGCCUUCACCAAUGAUCGAGAGAAGCAACAUGGUUGGGAAGGAUUAUGACACCCUUUCUAAAUAUUCACCAAAGGUGCCCCCAGCUCCUUCAGCCAGAGCGUAUACCAGUCCUUUGAUUGAUAUGUUUAAUAACCCAACAGCAGUUGCACAGAAUUCAGAAAGGAUAAAGAAUUCAACAGUUUUAACAGAUUCUUCAGAUGAUCCUAGUUUACAGCGAUCGGUUUCUGUCGCAACCGGACUGAACAUGAUGAAGAAGCAGAAGGUGAAAACCAUCUUCCCACACACCGCAGGCGCGAACCAGAGCUUGCUCAGCUUCGCCCAGGGAGAUGUCCUCACACUGCUUGUCCCCGAGGAGAAAGACGGCUGGCUUUAUGGGGAGCACGACACCACUAAAGCGAGGGGUUGGUUCCCGGCAUCUUACACGAAGUUGCUGGAAGAAGAUGCAAAGGAGGCCAUGAGUGUGCCCACACCAAGCCCAGCGCCAGUGAGAAGCAUCAGCACCGUGAACUUAUCCGAGAAAAGCAGCGUGGUCAUCCCCCCGCCAGAUUACUUGCAAUGUCUGUCCCUGGAAGCGGCUGCAGAUAAGAGAGCAGACAUUUCCAAAAGUAUUUCUACCUUUAAAGCACCGGUGUCCAAACCAGAAAGCACCUCUCCUAACGACGCAAAUGGGACAGCAAAGCCUCCUUUUCUCAGCGGAGAAAACCCCUUCGCGACGGUGAAACUCCGGCCAACGGUGACAAACGAUCGCUCUGCACCGAUCAUUCGAUGAAGAGCAGGCCGGGAGCUCCAGUCCCUCCAACGUUAAGUUCUCACUUGCAAAAUGAUGUGUUGUUUGGUGUGCGCUUAACUGUUGCAAAGCUUCGCCAAAGGGUGCCUGAUUUUAAAUGUAUUCCACUUGAGCAAA